AUAAAAGGGGCUGAGGCGCCGACCGCGCAGCAGAGAGCUGCUGGGAGAGGCAGCAGCUGGGUUGGAGGUGCUGGGGACGGACACCGCUAUUAAGAGAGCCUCCGAGAUGAAGUCGCACAACGGCAGGAAUGCAGAGAGAUCGCGGGCCGAAGACGAAGAUCUGAGCGCCGUGCUGUGCGAAUUUGACGCGGUGAUCGAAGACUUCGCCUCCCCGCUCAACAAGAGACACUUCAGAUAUGAUGAGCAUCUGAGGUGUAUGAAAAGGAGAAGCAGCACAAGCGUCAGCGACUCUGGCGUUAGUGAUUCAGACAGUACAGAUUCACUUCGGAGAAACAGUUUCGGCUUCAGUGACGAGAAGCUCGAGAAUUCCACAGUUUCUUCUUCCAGAGCAAAACUUGGAGAUACAAAGGAACUGGAAGACUAUAUUGCAGAUUUGAACAGAACAUUAGAAAGUAUGUGAAGGGAAGAAAAGAUGAGCUUGGUCCUUGGCCCCGUUUCAACACUUGAAAAAGAAUGUCUGCAAGGAACUGUUCAACCUGGCAAUGUUUUUCAAUGAUGUUUGCACCUUGGAAUAGUUGCCAGCUCUUGCGAUCAGUAAAUGCAUUUCAAAACUGUUUCUGUUGUAGAUAUAUUUUAAUAAUUGUGUGCUAUAUUUUUAAAUCUAAUUAGAACAGUGGAUAUACUAUAAAGCUAGCACAGUGUGCCUUUGUAUAAUGAAUAUUGGGUGGGGGGAUUCUGAUUUGAGGACUUGAAGCAGUGCUGUUUGGGAGGGGAUGAAGGGAAAAGUAAUUGGGAAGGGGGUUAAAUGAGGCCAGUUGAAACAGGAAUGUUUCCAUUUCAGUGAUUCUCUUGGCCUGUUUUCCAUCAGUUUAGCCCACAAUGGUGCUGGCUGCCUUGUGGCCAAUCCCUCUUGGGAGAGGAGACCUCAAUGAAGGUACAAGGCCCUGCCACUUAUAAAUGAUCUGUACACUUUUCCCACUGAUUGGGUCUUAAUCAGUUUCUAUUACUAAUAAUCAUUUCACAUUGAAAUAUUUUGUAAAUUAAAACAUUGAAGUCAAAUCUUUUGCUAGCUCAAACUAGUUCAUGAUCAGAGUGUACUGCUGCAAAGUGAAAGUGUUUUACAAGACUUCAUCUAUGUUACCCUUUGCUGAUUUUUCCUGUACUGAAUUUUAAAUAAACAUGUAUUUUUGAAAGUUG
Pristis pectinata (smalltooth sawfish) is the source of this 1197-nucleotide messenger RNA. RefSeq names its product regulator of cell cycle (gene rgcc). The transcript has 5 exons. Gene Ontology annotation, biological process: regulation of cell cycle. The record is from RefSeq and is a predicted model, not a curated record. Lineage: Eukaryota; Metazoa; Chordata; Chondrichthyes; Rhinopristiformes; Pristidae. Bases 107 to 460 code for a protein of 117 amino acids.